This is a messenger RNA of Galeopterus variegatus (Sunda flying lemur), 2327 nucleotides long. RefSeq names its product solute carrier family 25, member 51 (gene SLC25A51). The transcript is spliced from 2 exons. Lineage: Eukaryota; Metazoa; Chordata; Mammalia; Dermoptera; Cynocephalidae. The record is from RefSeq and is a predicted model, not a curated record. Bases 46 to 939 code for a protein of 297 amino acids.
GGGUUAAAAAAAAAUCCUUCAUGAAGAAGAAAGAUCUUAAGCAACAUGAUGGAUUCAGAAGCUCAUGAAAAGAGGCCACCGAUGCUAACAUCUUCAAAACAAGAUAUAUCGCCUCACAUUACAAAUGUUAGUGAAAUGAAGCAUUAUUUGUGUGGCUGCUGUGCAGCUUUCAACAAUGUAGCAAUCACAUUUCCCAUCCAGAAGGUCCUCUUUCGGCAACAGCUGUAUGGAAUCAAAACUCGGGAUGCAGUACUUCAGUUGAGGAAGGAUGGAUUUCGAAACUUGUAUCGUGGAAUCCUUCCCCCAUUAAUGCAGAAGACAACUACGCUGGCGCUUAUGUUUGGUCUGUAUGAAGAUUUAUCUUGCCUUCUCCAUAAGCACGUCAGUGCUCCAGAGUUUGCAACCCGUAGCGUGGCGGCAGUACUUGCAGGGACAACAGAAGCAAUUUUCACUCCAUUGGAAAGAGUUCAAACAUUGCUUCAAGACCACAAGCAUCAUGACAAAUUUACGAACACUUAUCAGGCUUUCAAGGCACUGAAGUGCCAUGGAGUUAGAGAGUAUUAUCGAGGUUUGGUGCCCAUUCUUUUCCGUAAUGGAUUCAGCAACGUCCUCUUUUUUGGCCUCCGAGGCCCCAUUAAGGAGCAUUUGCCAACUGCAACAACUCACAGUGCUCAUUUGGUCAAUGAUUUUAUCUGUGGAGGUCUACUGGGUGCCAUGUUGGGAUUCUUGUUUUUUCCAGUUAAUGUGGUAAAAGCUCGCAUACAGUCUCAGAUUGGUGGGGAAUUUCAGUCUUUUCCCAAGGUUUUCAAAAAAAUCUGGCUAGAACGGGACAGAAAACUGACAAAUCUUUUCAGAGGUGCCCAUCUGAAUUACCACCGGUCCCUCAUCUCUUGGGGCAUAAUCAAUGCAACUUAUGAGUUCUUGUUGAAGGUUAUAUGAGAAAAAUCAUCAGUUAAGUGCCAUUUAUCAACUGAAUAGACCUUUUAAGAAGAAUGUGGUAUGGCCUUGUUUCUAAUUGGCCAAAUACAAGUUGGUUUCAUAAGUCCAGGCCACAGUGAAUUAUGGGCAAAGCUGUUUUCCUUAAGCAUCAACAAAAACAGUAAAAGUUUUCUAUAGGAAAAUUUAAGGUUUUUGUUUUAUUAUCAUUACCCAGGAGCUUUAGGCUAAUUGCCUGCUUUUGAAGACCAAACUGCAAAUACAUACAUUACCAGGGAUGGUUUUGUGUUCUCCUAUAGACUUCUUAAAUUUGACAAAAAAAUAUUCAGCGGAACUUAUAGCCAACAGCUUUUUUUGAACUUCAAGUCAAAAUGUGUUAUUAAUGAGAUUCUAUUAUUACUUUCAGUUGAACUAUUGUAAUAAUUUUGAAAAGGCAAAAAAGACUGAAUAACUAUCUGAAAAGCUUUAAAAGUGGCCUGUUACAUAUGUGGCACAGACAGCUCAUGAGCACAGGACACUUAACAGUCUUGUGCCCUCUCCUUCAUGUCUGAUGUUGCCAGAAAUACAUCACAGAUUCUGUAUUUAACAUACUUAGAGUGGUAUGAGCCCUCAGGACUGCACCACAGAGUAAACACAACCUUUAUAUGGUGGCAAAUUUGUGUGUCUUAUUUGUUUCAUUUGUGGUUGGGGACAAAGUUGAUGUUUUUGUCUCAAUAGUUGAUACUGAUCUUAAAUGGUUAUAUAAUCACCUGCUGUAUAUUGUGAAAUGUGCAAUAAAACAGAAUUGUGUAUAUAUAGUUAUCUUUGGAUGCCUGAAAUUCCCAAGCUCAUUUACAAUGGUAAAAGUAUAAGGCUGGGCAAACAUGUAAGGGAAUAAUCGAUAGUAAACAGAAUAUAUAAAAUGGGAAGCAAAGGGCCUACUUCGCAUUAAGCCAAUCGUAUUGAACAUGGGUUCGGUUUAAGUGAAGUACUAUAGCAUGAGGAGUGUGCAGUCAUCAAAUGAAGGCUAGACAGAAGAUUAUAUCUGAAGAGAGAGUAAGCUUUAAAAGAAGUCAGAGCUGGCUUCUUUUAAAUCAAAGUAUUUCUCUUGUGCAGAUGAAUGCAUAUCAAAGACUUGAACAGGCAUUCUAAAUUUGAGGAUUUUUAGUUUCUAAUGCUGUCUUUUUUGCUUAAUAUUAAAUAUUUGUUGCCUAAAUGUCUCCCAGAUUGUGUGGCAGAGUCUCUACAUGUUUCCUCUUUUAAAGUUUCAUUAUUAAAAAAUGGUUAAGCAUACAAAACUAUUUUGUUUGAUAUCUUGAGUUUUGUGACUGAGUUUAAAUGAAAUCUGUUAAAUGUUUUGGAGUUAACAUACUUUUUUUGGUAAUUGGAAUAAAGUUUGUUUUUUAAGCCUU